This is a messenger RNA of Suillus subaureus, 2588 nucleotides long. RefSeq lists its product as uncharacterized. The transcript has 4 exons. Lineage: Eukaryota; Fungi; Basidiomycota; Agaricomycetes; Boletales; Suillaceae. The record is from RefSeq and is a predicted model, not a curated record. The coding region runs from base 318 to 2318 and encodes 666 amino acids.
GGACCUAGGCUUGAGCUCCAACAUUUCUCAACAACAUGUGUGUGGCACCAGGUGGCACAAGUAUCAGGAUCAUGUGGAACCUAGACUCUCAUGAUAAAUCAUCCAGUUAUGAACGCUUGCAGAUUCAUUCAGAAGGCCCCCAUCUGUCCUAGCAUCUGUAGAUCUGCAGUGCAAUGCCUUCCAUCGCCCGGCACGAUCACUAGAUCGCUAUUGACGAAUCCGAUAUGUAACAAACCUUUUUGUUCAGCAUGUGGAAGGGCAUAUAUAAUUCGAGUCGCCACUAGGAAAACGAGUUUUAUUAACCAGGCCAUCUCGUCAUGUCUUCCAACGAGCUCAAGAACAUUUUAGACAACUUGAGCAAAGGGUCUUUCGACUCCGUCGCCUCAGCCACUCUCUUUACUCUGAGGGACGACUGCACGUUCCCUGAUGCGUAUCAAAUCACCAUCGCGUUGUAUGGCAUCGUAGACUCAGUUCAUCUCCAACGAGUCAAGCGCGGUCUCAUUGCUGAGCCCUUGCAGCAGGCUUUGGCUUUGCGAGGCCUAGCGUCAUUCAUGCCGUUCUGGCUUGGCCGCUCUGUUUACACUGCCAGAAUGCUUAACAUACUGACUUCCCGCUGGCCCAUCAUCCGCGAAUGGCUGCUUUUCCUCGGGACAGACUACGUGUACAAAGAAAGCAUCGAUAGAAGCAUGCGUAUUCUCGCCAAGCGAGCAAUCGUUGACUUCUUGGGAAUCUGCAGGCAUGAUAUGCUUGGGGACUCGCUUCCUAUCGUCCUGUCUAGCCCCGGAAUCGUAUCUUUGAUGUUCAGUCUGUGGGACUUAGAAACAAAGGAUCGUCAUUUCAGCUCCUGCGUGCAAGACGAUGACAUCCCUGGUCCACCUCCGAUCAUUCGCACUCCAGCCAUUCUAGAUUCCUGGAUGUGCACAUUUUCUGAGACGGAGACCUGGAAUUGGCACGAAAUCAUGCGCCCAUUCAAUAAUGACGGAGCGAGGAUCGCUGCCACAGCUCUUGAUCAUCUAGAGCACGACCUCGCACAGCACCCUAUUGAUUACGAUUUAAUUAUCUGGGAUAUCCACCUUCUGACCUCCCUUUCUGUAAACAACACGGUCCGCAUUCCAUUACUUAUGCAACACUCCAUGCAGAAAACAGCAGGCGUUAUUGCUACCAUGGUAUCUCAGCGGCCUCACUGCAUCAAACGCCACUUAGUGGCUAAGGCCAUUUCGUACGCGUGUUGGUAUAUCAGGGCGUAUGUGGAAGACACGGAUGGGCUACCCUGGAUUUCCGAGGUCCUCGAGGCAGGUCUGUUGCCCUCGCUGCUAGCGGUUGAGCCGUGGGUUAGAUACCUCAAGGAUAAUAAUGACGAAGACUGGGAGCCACUCUGGCUUCUUCUCUCGACCAUUUUCCCCAAGUAUGCGAUUUUUCGUUCCGUGCUCAAAGUGAUGGGUCGGUCUAUCAAGGCCAUAAACGCCGUUAAGGCCGUGGAUAGGCCAAAGCCGGGUGGUCCAAUGUACAAACACUGGUCCACAUUGGAGACACUUGUGAUGACCCGACUUAACUUGUUAGAGACUGAUGACGUCGACGAGGCACAUGUUGAUUCUUGUCAAAGUUCAAAGUGCAAUAAAUCGGGAGCAGCGGGCACCUUCAAGCGCUGCGCUGGUUGCCUUCACGUGCAUUACUGUAGUAGGGAAUGUCAAAUUUAUGAUUGGAAACAAGGCGGCCAUCAAACAUAUUGUCGCGGAAUACAAGCUCGCCGUGCCAAAGGAAUCAUGUCCCGUAUUUCUACUCGUGAUCUCCGUUUUCUCGACCGCGUCAUUGCAUCUGAUCUCUCGUAUCAUAACGAGCGAAUCUCCAAGGCAGCGACAAUACAUGCUCCGGGGCCUGCUGUCGUUGAGAUUGAUUAUACCUGCAUCCCUUUCCGCAUCGGUGUUGGCUCUACAGAAUCCCUCCCUGUGCCAGACACCUGCAAGUGCGACAGGUUGAUGCAACAAAAGUGGGACACUAUGGUAGAGUUGGCACGGAACAGCAAAACGCCGGGGCAGAAGCUUUUGAUUCGUGCUUUCAUUCCAUGUGGGUCUGCUCCAAAAGUAAAAUUGCAGCUCAUCCCAAUCAAACGGAUCAUCCCCGGUUAUGACCCGACCCAGGACCACGAUCCCGCUGAAGCUAGUGACACGUUCGAUCACUUGUAUUCGUGCGCGGGGAUCUCUUUUACCAUCGUUGAUCAUUCAUACCCCGUGGAGACUCUGAGGCUCAUGAACAAGGAGAUGGACGCGUUGACUAUUGAAGGAAAGGAAAAUACCACUGACCCGGCCCCAUCGGCUUGAGGAGUCUUGGAUACAUUGUUAGAUGAGUCCACAUAUACUAAAAGUGAAUCAUGUCGCAUUAGCUUUUACGCAGCUUGAUUACUUUCAUCCAUGUUCAGUAUACAUUGUACCUAUUUAGCGACGGACAGGGGCUACGGACUUAGUCAAAUCAUCGCAUGGCCAGUCAUCGCACACAUGUUUACCACACGGCUCAACGUAAUAGAGCCUCUGUCUCAAUAUCGUCCACAUAUCUCGUCUUGUACCCAUGAAAAGCCUUGAUUCUCACACCCU